UACGUCAGAGCCCGCAGCAUGUCGGCGUUAUAAGUGAAAAAUAAAUAUAUUUUAAGAAGAUACGAAGAAAAUUAUUACAUAUUUUUUCUAGCGGUCAUUACGCAUUCAUUUCAAUGGUGGCCGACCGUAUCAGCACAACUUUCAGCUUUCUUCCACUCCAAACCCCCUCGUUAUCCCUCUUGUCCCAUCUUAAGCACUCCAGAAAAAAAUGUCUGACGCGAUUUGCAGCGAUCGAAAUGUCGAAGCACCUAGUACUCUAACCGAAACAAUAAUAGUGGACCCGGAUACUGGUUCAACGCAAAGUAGCCCAAACUUUGAGAGCAGUUCCAACAAAAUAGACUCGAAAACAGACGAAUAUUUGAAUAAUUACAUAAACGAGCCCUUAAAAAUCAUCGAGCCCUUUGAGAAUGAGGACCCGGUGGACAGAAUAGAACACAAAAGCUUUGAUAUAUCAGAGAAAAAUAGCCAAGAUAAGGAGAAUAGUAAUAGCAGAUCGAAGAAGUCAGUAUCUUUCAAUCCCAACGAUGAGCAAAUCCGAAAGUUUACAACAGGAAAGCCAAUAAUCGACCAGAAGAAUCCAUUUAAAAACGGUCAUGUAAACGGAAAGGAUAAGAAAACGCCUCCGCCAGUGCCAACAAAGCGCUCAACUCUAAGUAUACGAAAAACCGUUACGCAACAGCUACGCGAACGGGAGCGCGAAAAGGAGAAGGAGAGAGAACACUUGAAGAAUCAGGCAAACGCACGAAAGAAAAACGGAAAGGUCAGUUCUGGAACGGGAACUGGAACUACACCCGAGGAGUUUAUAACCACAGAAGAAGUCCUUAAGCAGUCCAAAUAUGUGAAAACCUAUAUUAAAAAUCCCGAUCCAUACUUUGUAUACGAUCCAACGGUAUUAGCACGCAUCAAGUUCGAAGAACUUCGUGAAAUCGCAGAGAAGCCUCCGAAGAGGAAGCAAACACAUACCUCGCAACAAUCUGCAAAUCGAACUAAAGAUUCAAAGUCCAAUAGGCUUUUUAAAAAUCAGGAGGCUACAAAACCCAAAAUACCCACUUUUAAAAAGUGCUCGAAGCCAAAUUAUCCCGAACUUGCUAAUUUGAAAAUCAAAAUAGGCACCGACCCCGACCCUGACGGCAAUUACUUUAAUCCAGCGGAGGUAACGAAGAAUGCGAAAAAGUUUGACGAGCGUGUAAAAAAGUUACAGAUUAGUUCUGAUGAUGAUCUCGACGAGAUUGAUGGUCCGCUAACGAAAAGCGAAUCGAGUGAUGAAUUAACCAACAAUUCAGCAGUUGUUCAACAUUCAGAAACUGAACAGCAGGAUACAUCAAAUAAUUCCAGUAUGUCUACAACUAACGAUCAAUCGCAGCCAGAAAAAAUUCCCAACGGGGCUGGCACCUUUACAAACACCAUAACAUCGGAGGAGUUUCAAGCGUAUCUCAAACGCAAGGGGCUGGCCCUUAUGCCCAAAAAAGAUAUGGUGCGUACCACACCCAAGCCUAAGCCUACAUUCCAAGCGUCCGACGAUCAUAGUAAGAGAGUCGCCGAGUCUUUGGCCGCCCUGCGUAAAGAUAACACCAAAAAGUUAUCCGUUCUCCAGCGUCUAUCUAACAGUCUUUUCGCUACGAAACGCAAAACAACACCGAAGAGCGUGGCACCGAAGCCCCGACUUAUUUAUAGUGAGAUCGACGAUAUCCAAAACUUUGAACCGCCAUCGAGCACGCAACGCGUUCUUUUGGAGGGACAGAGCUACCAUGGACCUCGCGGUCAGGCGAAACCUGCAAAUGGGGAAAUCAUUCCAAGAGGAAGAAUAUCGAGCUCCAGUUCAACACGUUCCCCAACGCAUGGCAACGGAUCAUGGCAAGGAAGAAACGGACAUUCGCAAUCCCAAACUAAUCCCAAUAAAAAGGUUAACAACCCGGCACAUAAUGAAUUGAGUCUUGCACCAGCAUCCGAAGAAAAACUCGAUAACAAUACAAAUGCGCCUUUCCAACGCACCUUGAUACGACAAAGCUAUAUUCCGAGACGAGUCCAGGCAGACAACAGCCUCAAGAUAUUCCCUCGAUCAGCUUCAAUGGAUAGAAAUCAAAUUAAUGCCUUUAGUCGGAAGAAUCGCUUAGAGACUGAGGGUAAGCAACGUCAGUCGCUGGCUUUGUAUGUAAUGCCUUCUGAACCAGCGAAGGAGGAUCGUUCAGAUCCCAUUGCCACAUCCACACCGCUUCGCAAGAAAUUAGAGAGUCCACAGCUCUUCCAUCCCACUAACAAUCAAAAUGAAUGGGAAAAACUACGUGCUAUUAAAGAAGUCACCGACAGACAACUUUAUAACAAAGUCCUCCAACAACAGCAUCAUCAGCACCAGCAGCACCAGCAGCUCCAACAACACCAACAACAGCAGCAGAGCGAGGAAAACAUCUACGAGCAUCUGCAGCCGAAUCAGCUAAUGCCGAUUCCCGCCUCCAUGCAGUCGUGGCCCUCGCAGCAAUACUUUGCUCGCGGAUCUCUACAACGGAACACCUUCUCAGGUAUUAGUGGGCGCAAUCGUCAGGUGAUGAUUCUAGAUGGUAAGCAGCAUGUGCCUGCAGCACCGCAAGCUCAAGUGCCCCAGCAGACUAUGACAGAUUCGCAUAUGAGUCUCGUUUCUCUGCCGCGUUGUCAGAGCGUCCUGGACGACUUCGUGUCCAGCCCUCAUAGUUCUCAGGCCCGCGGUCGCGGCUACGAGAGUGAGAGCGAAGCACCCGUUGUUUUGAGACGCAAGGAGGCCACUAGCUCACGACGAAUUGGUGGCCUGCUGACGCGUGAAGAAAUCAUGGAAAAGGUCAAGGAAUUCUGCCGCAAAUCCAUCCACAAGGCAACGCUGCCCGCCCUGAAAAUGCAACCAAUCUACGAGCGACAGCAAAACUUUGCAGAUAUCUCGCCCGUUUCGUAUGCUUCGGUGGAAACCCACAAGAGGCCUGCAUCCCAAUUGAGUGCAGCCCCUCAAGUGCCUCUAAGAGUGCAAAGCUUACCCCAACGACAUGUACAGACACCCAUCUACGCGCACGUCAAUAAGCGCGGAAGCUUGCUAUCAAACGACUCGGAACAAUAUUUAUCCAAUCAACAGUUGCCCCAGCGGGUGUUGCAACCCACAGAAUAUAUUAUCCUGGAGACCGGGGAGAAAUUGCAUGGAACAAAAGCGGCGAUGGAUCAACUUAAUUAUGGAGUAUAUGUGCAGCCCCAAUUCAUACGUUCCACCCCACAUGGCGCCUAUUUCCAUAUUGAAGACGCCGUGAUGCAGAAUGGACGUAGCACGCCUUUAAUAUUGGAUCGCUCAGCAGGUCAGCAGGCAAGUCAAAUCUAUUGGACGCCCCAGAAUCAGCGACUACAACAGUCGCGUCAUGUUCUCACGCUGCCUCCUAAUGCACGGUAUGCCGGAAAACAAAUCUAUCCAGUUCCUGCACCACGCACUAAUGUUCCUGGACGUGUAAUGACCAUGAAUGGCGGCCAAAAUCUGACCAAUGUCCAAAUACAACAACAUCAGCAACAAUACGCAACUUUUGUUGUGCCCGCACCAAGAAAUCUACAACAAAGACAACAACAGCAGCAGCAGCAACAACAGCAGCAACAACAACAGCAGCUACAACAACAGCAGCAACAACAACAGCAGCAACAACAACAGCAGCAACAGCAGCAGCAUGUGGUAGGAAAUGUCGAAAUACGCCACAACACAAUGGAUGGCAACAGUAAUGGGAGCGAGCUGUGCCGUAUAAUGGAAAAACCGCAUUAAAACAAAGAGUUAGGCCCGCCAUUGGAAGUAAAAAUGGACGAGAGCGGCGCAACCAUUAAAUCAAAAUUAUCAGACAGCAGUACCAACAAAAACUUAACGUCGGCUUCACAAGACGAAACUCUUUGUUCAAGCACAUCAAAUGC
Molecule: messenger RNA, 3900 nt
Organism: Scaptodrosophila lebanonensis
Lineage: Eukaryota; Metazoa; Arthropoda; Insecta; Diptera; Drosophilidae
Exons: 3
Coding region: 209-3757 (1182 amino acids)
Source: RefSeq, a predicted model, not a curated record